GCUGGGCUCGUUCUACAUCCCGACCCUGGUGAUGCUGUUCUUCUACUGGAGGAUCUACCACGCCGCUGUCUCCACCACCAAGGCCAUCAAUCGAGGCUUCCGCACGACCAAGGGCUCCAAGGGGAUCGGCUCGAGAUUCGACGACCAACGCCUCACCCUGAGGAUACACCGGGGCCGAUCGAGCGAGCACAACGGUGGUGGGGGUGGUGGUGGUAGCAACGGCAGUCCCCGCAGUAGCGACUGCACGAGCAGCACGACGACGAUGACGACGACGACGACGCGGAGCCCGUCGCGGCGCGAUCGCAUCAAAAUCUCGGUCUCGUAUCCCAGCACCGAGACGCUCAGCACAAAGUGCAACAACAUGCUCGAGAGGACGCCCUCCAAGUGCUCCCAGGUGUCGGUGCACUACGCGAACGGACAGACCCAGAGCCAGCUGUCCGCGUCCUCCAGAACUGCCUACUUGAAGGUCGGUGGAGUCAGCAGAGCUGGGAGCUCGAGGCGGCCGAGUCGGCGGGGCAGCUGCGAGAGCCAAGUGGCCGGGGACGCGCUCUCGCUCCGGGAGCUGACCUCGGGGACGACGACGCCCGGCAGCGGUGACGAGAAGCCCCGCGUCAUGAAGAUGGGCAAGCGAAACAUCAAGGCUCAGGUAAAACGCAUCCGGAUGGAGACAAAGGCCGCAAAGACGCUAGCGAUAAUAGUGGGCGGCUUCAUCCUCUGCUGGAUGCCAUUUUUCACGAUGUACCUGGUGCGAGCCUUCUGCCCGGACUGCAUCCACCCGACGGUGUUCAGCGUACUUUUUUGGCUGGGCUACUGCAACUCGGCCAUCAACCCUUGCAUCUACGCCCUCUUCAGCAAGGACUUUCGCUUCGCGUUCAAGAAGAUCAUCUGCAACUGUCUCUGCAAGCAGCGCGCGAAUACGCUGCGCAGGGGCAGCGACGGCAGCCAACUAGCCAUGAGGAGCGAACGGAGCCCCGGUCGAGCGGGACGCGGCCCGGCGCCGGGCCUUUCGAUCGAGGACUCCGACCCGGAGCACUGCGGCUCGGGCUCGGAUGCCGUCAACUACGGAUCCGGGGCAUCAGACCCAGCUGGGGGCAGCAGAUGACCAUAGCACGUCGGGCUCGGCGCGCAGUGCCUCGCCCUGAAUCUCCUGCAGAUGGUCGCGGCCCAACAGCCGGCGGCCGGCCAGCAGGAAAUUACCGACUGCAGCGACAAGACGCUGGAACACCUGACGGUGGAACAGCCCCGGGAGCGUCGGGUCUCGUUUGGAGGCGUCGUUACGUGCGACGACGACGACGAUGACAAAAACGAGCGACGCGAGCUCACUGUUGCCGCGGCCUCGGACGACGAGGGCGCUGUUGAGCGCAUUGAACUCGUGCGGCUCGACGGACCGGGGUACGGGGACGGUGGACCACCGGUGGUUAUCUUGAGCUGCAGUGACGGGGCACAGCGAGCCGAGCCUGAUGAUACCGAUGAUCGUGGCAACGACGGCGACGACAGCGCGAGCGAGUCCUCGUCGUGGCAAGAUACGACUGUUCCAGGCAAUCAUCCCGAAUCUCGAUCACUUGAGCAAAGCAAGAUUGUAACCUCAAAUCGAACGACAUAAAAUCAAACUCAGGUGAUCCAAUGGCAAAACGAUAAAUGUAAUAUUAAAAGCGAGAAAAAAAAUCGUUGUUCUAAACGUAUAUUUAAACGCAUGUAACCAAAGCACAAAUGUAUUAAUUAUACCGGAUGAUAAACAUAUACGUAUACGUAACAAAAAAAAAAAAAAAAAAAAAAAAACAUAAAUAUACCUAAGCAAACAAAUGUUGUGUAUGGAUUAAAGUUGUUACAUUGACGGGUUACUGAUUUUAUAAAUGUAUAUUAUUAACUGUUUGUCCGGUGAACUCGGAAAGUUGAAAAAAAUUUAAGUAUAAGUAACGAUAGUAAUAAUAAUAAUAAUGUGUAAGUAUUAAUUGUGCUAAUAAUAUAAAAGAUCAUAAAAAUAACAAUAUUAAUGAUGAUGAGAAGCAGCUGCUACGCGAUUAAUCGAUGUUACGAUGUUACACGUUCCGGUCUAUUGUAUACAAAGGAUGAUAACUUUUGUCCCUCGUGUACAGCGUUUAUUUUUUGCUAACGUUUUUGCUCAUUGGGCACGAAAAGCCUUUUUUUUUUUAA
This is a messenger RNA of Copidosoma floridanum, 2154 nucleotides long. It is a transcript of the gene Oamb, whose product is annotated as Octopamine receptor in mushroom bodies. Gene Ontology annotation, cellular component: plasma membrane. Gene Ontology annotation, biological process: G protein-coupled receptor signaling pathway. The record is from RefSeq and is a predicted model, not a curated record. NCBI's taxonomy places the organism in Eukaryota, Metazoa, Arthropoda, Insecta, Hymenoptera, Encyrtidae. Gene Ontology annotation, molecular function: G protein-coupled receptor activity.